AACGCGAAUUUCCCUUAACCUUUGAGGAUCCAAAAAACCGAUCAAAUAACCGAAGCUUUGAAGAUCAAAAUAUGUCUUCACUUGCAGCUGCUAGGGCGGACAACUUUUACUAUCCUCCAGAAUGGUCUCCCAAGAAGGGUUCACUGAACAAAUUCAAUGGCCAACAUGCUCUCCGAGAGAGAGCAAGAAAGAUAGACCAGGGCAUUUUAAUUAUAAGGUUCGAGAUGCCAUACAAUAUCUGGUGUGGAGGAUGUGAGUCGAUGAUUGCCAAGGGUGUGAGGUUCAAUGCUGAGAAAAAGCAAGUAGGAAACUAUUACUCCACAAAGAUAUGGAGCUUUAGUAUGAAAAGUGCAUGCUGCAAGCAUGAAAUUGUCAUUCAAACAGAUCCAAAGAACUGUGAGUAUGUAAUUAUAAGUGGAGCUCGAAAGAAGAUCGAAGAUUAUGACGCUGAAGAUGCUGAAACCAUGAUACUUCCAGUAGAUGAAGAUAAAAGUAAGCUAGUGGAUCCUUUUUAUCGGCUGGAGCACCAGGAGGAAGACUUGAAGAAGAAGAAAGAAGCUGAGCCUUUACUUGUUCGUCUUCAGCGAGUGUCUGAUACUAGACAUUCAGAUGAUUAUGCCAUGAACAAGGCUCUGCGAGCCAAGCUUAGGACUCAAAAGAAAAGAGUUGCCGAAGAAGAGGCUGCUUCUAAGAAGAUUGGACUUGGUAUUAGGUUAUUACCACCAUCUGCAGAGGAUGCUGCAACUGCUGCAAGUGUUAAAUUUGCUCAUAAGUUCGAUAGGAACAGAAGGGAUAAACGAGCCAUUAUUUACUCUGGUUCAAUCUUUUUUGAAUCGUCUGGUUCUUCUAAGCGGUCAGAGUUAGAAUCUAAGAGGAGAAAAAUAAACGCGGCUGCUGCAUCAAAGUUGCUGGUUGGAGGAUUUAAGCCUUCAUCAUGGUCUGAAGCUGCUGCUUCAUCUAAGAAACAAAGGAGAAUUUAACAAAAUGCUUUCCAGUGCUUUCCUCCUGCCUAUAUUUUUAGAUUCUUGGUUAACCUCCCGGUCGAGAAUUGAGUUUAAAAUUUGUUGCCUUCUACUUAUAGUUAGUUUUUACUUUGUUAAUUGUCCGGUAGGCAGCUGAGUUACGUGUACAGAGUUAUUGAUUUCGAGUGUUUCUCCUUUUGCUUCUAACUGUGCUUGUAUUUGUCAAUCUGAAUAAAAGAGAAUCUGUAUCCAUCACAGCAAGCUAGAUGUGUAAAUCUUUUUGUAGCUUUCAGCAUACCGAGAUUGCCGGAAAUGCUUGAAAAUUGAUUUCAGUAGUAUAGUGAAUCGACUUGGGAUUCAAGCAUUCAUGUUUUGCUUGGUUUUUAAUGAACUAUACAAAGUUAUGUUAA
Nicotiana attenuata is the source of this 1372-nucleotide messenger RNA. Its product is annotated as coiled-coil domain-containing protein 130. The coding region runs from base 72 to 980 and encodes 302 amino acids. The record is from RefSeq and is a predicted model, not a curated record. Lineage: Eukaryota; Viridiplantae; Streptophyta; Magnoliopsida; Solanales; Solanaceae. Gene Ontology annotation, cellular component: post-mRNA release spliceosomal complex; U2-type spliceosomal complex. The transcript has 7 exons. Gene Ontology annotation, biological process: mRNA splicing, via spliceosome.